Molecule: messenger RNA, 6945 nt
Organism: Oncorhynchus tshawytscha (Chinook salmon)
Lineage: Eukaryota; Metazoa; Chordata; Actinopteri; Salmoniformes; Salmonidae
Product: glycine receptor, alpha 1
Exons: 12
Coding region: 886-2340 (484 amino acids)
Biological process (GO): signal transduction; regulation of membrane potential; chloride transmembrane transport
Cellular component (GO): synapse; plasma membrane; postsynaptic membrane
Molecular function (GO): extracellularly glycine-gated chloride channel activity; glycine binding; transmembrane signaling receptor activity
Source: RefSeq, a predicted model, not a curated record
ACUGCAGCAAGAAAUACAGUGUUGGUCUGACGUGAGAGCGCUGAGCUAUAGGAGGCAAUGGAAGAAGAGGCUAAUCGCAUCCCGAUUUCACUACAUUUGACAUUAUUACGAGGAAUCUAAAUGCAAGAAGACGAAACCGAGUUGUGAGUCCCGAACUUGACCGGACAAUGGAAGUAGCUCUCUGCAGCAGUUACAUCUCACCCCUGGGAGUCAACUACCGAGACACGGCGAGUACCUGCAGAAAAACAUCAGUCAGCACCGCCGGGGUAACUACAACUACGUGUGGCUUGAAAGCAACACCUCUGAUUUUGGGAUGCAUAUAAGAGAAAGCGUUAAGAAAAAAACACUGACUACGUAUGUAUAUAUUUCGUGUAACAACUGUGCAAUUCCGCUACUGAUCUAGACGUAAGGGGUAUACAACCACGUAGUAAAACCUCUUCUAAAAUUGAGACAUUCAUUAAGACGCAGAGCACAUGCAUUGCCACAUUUAUCACUGAAGGAGGCAUGUUGAAAUUGACAAAUUCCCCUUGUAACAAAAUCCAAAUGGAUCGCAUAGAAUAAACGUCGGAAAUAUCUGUGAUAUCGUAGCCUAACGUGCUGUACCCUCAACGCAACAAUAACCUGGGCUGAGUGAAAUUCCGCAAACCGCGUUUGCCGCUGUCCGUGGUCCUGAAAAAGUACUCGUUAUUUGGGUUAUCCGAAUCAAUGACGGCGGUCUAAUGAAGAGGGUUUCAUGGCCUGGGCGGUUAUGAACAUCUUGUGGUUUUCUUGUGACUCUGGAAUCUGAAAACAAAACAACAGAAGAAUUGUUCACCUUGGAGGUCCGAAAUCAUUAAAGAAAUUGGAAUUCUACUAUUGGUACUCCUGGAGCUGUAGGUAGCCCGAAUGAGACCGGCAAAAAUGUUCCGAAUAAACGCUCUCGGGAUCUAUUUGUGGGAAACAAUAGUAUUUUUCAGCUUUCUUUUUGGAGCUAUAAGUUGCUUGGCAGCCUCUAAAGAAUCCGCGGCUCGAAAAGCUGCCUCCCCGAUGCCUCCCUCUGAGUUCCUGGACAAACUCAUGGGUAAAGUUUCGGGUUACGAUGCAAGAAUCAGACCUAAUUUCAAAGUUGCAGGGGUCCCCCCGAGUGGAAGAGACCCACAAGGCCCCAAAACAGAAGCUUCUCACAAGAAAGGUCCCCCUGUAAACGUAACGUGCAACAUUUUUAUUAACAGUUUUGGGUCCAUCGCUGAAACAACAAUGGACUACAGAGUGAAUAUCUUCCUGAGGCAGCAAUGGAACGACCCCAGGCUGGCCUAUAGUGAAUACCCCGACGACUCUCUUGACCUGGACCCAUCUAUGUUGGACUCUAUCUGGAAACCUGAUUUGUUCUUCGCCAAUGAAAAAGGCGCCAAUUUCCAUGAGGUUACGACUGACAACAAGCUACUAAGGAUUUCAAAAAAUGGGAACGUAUUGUAUAGUAUUCGAAUAACACUGGUCCUGGCCUGUCCCAUGGACUUGAAGAACUUCCCAAUGGACGUACAGACCUGUAUCAUGCAGCUGGAGAGUUUCGGCUAUACGAUGAAUGAUCUCAUAUUUGAGUGGGAUGAGAAGGGAGCCGUGCAGGUCGCAGACGGGCUGACGUUACCUCAGUUUAUACUGAAAGAGGAGAAAGACCUGCGAUACUGUACCAAGCACUACAACACAGGAAAGUUCACUUGUAUUGAGGCUCGUUUCCAUCUGGAGAGGCAGAUGGGCUAUUACCUGAUUCAGAUGUACAUCCCCAGCCUUCUGAUUGUCAUUUUGUCCUGGGUGUCCUUCUGGAUCAACAUGGACGCUGCACCUGCCAGAGUGGGAUUGGGCAUUACCACCGUGCUCACUAUGACCACCCAGAGCUCCGGCUCCCGAGCCUCCCUCCCCAAGGUGUCGUAUGUGAAAGCCAUUGACAUCUGGAUGGCCGUGUGCCUCCUGUUUGUCUUCUCGGCCCUGCUUGAGUACGCUGCUGUGAACUUCAUCGCUCGGCAACACAAGGAACUGCUGCGCUUCAGGAGGAGAAGGAGACACAUGAAGGAGGAUGAGGGCGGUGAGGGCCGGUUCAGCUUCACCGCCUAUGGCAUGGGCCCAGCCUGCCUGCAGGCCAAAGACGGCAUGGCCAUCAAAGGGAACAACAACAACGCCCCGACCGCCACUGCCGGCCCUCAGGAGAAAACGGUGGAAGAGAUGCGCAAGCUCUUCAUCGGCCGCGCGAAGAGGAUCGACACGGUCUCUCGCGUGGCUUUCCCGCUAGUCUUCCUCAUUUUUAAUAUUUUCUACUGGCUCGUAUACAAGAUCAUCCGAAGCACGGAUGUACACCAGAUGACGUAAGCAAGGGAAGAGAGAGAGUUCAAUACCACACCAUCCUUCUCCCAAACCCAAUACUCCUCGCUCUUCACUUGCUCACUUGCUUUUGGUGGCUAUCGCCUUGGCAAAGGUUAUUUAUCAAUAUUUGUUAUUUUAUUUUAUACCCGCCCCCCCUCUUUUCAACCUGAAUAAUCCGGACCAGUGCAAUAGCAAUGCAGUAAAAUGCAUGAUAUAUGAAUGUGGCAAAAUAUUUACAAAAGGAUAAAUCAGUAAAUGUUACGACUUUUACCGAUACAUCUGGGAAUUUAUGAUAACUGAGAAUUUAGAAAGAAAGAGAUGUUCUUCUAAGAAGUGUUAGUUUUAUUUUCGCAACUCAAAGAAGACAGACACUGCAUUCUAAAGAAGAAGAAGAAGAAGUUGGGGAAACACACAGCACUGUAAUAUAGUAUAUAUCUAUCAUCUAUUUAAAAACUGUUAUUUCUCUCGAAAGGCAGAUGUCUGGAUGGAACACGAGGGAUGGAUUUUUAAAAGGAUACUAAGACGAUUUUAGUGUUUCCGUUAAUAAAGUGUCGCAAGGAUCGUGUGUCCUAUAUAUCUCAAUUAGCUUCAAUGUGUGUUGCAAGCACUUAUCAACGCUCCCUGAGCCCUCAACGAAAAACUGAGAUUUCAACUGAGAUGUGGUUGAUGCUGCUAUCAACUAAAUGAAGGAAGCUUCAUGAGUCAAAAUAAUAUUCUGUUGUUUCUAACCGCUGUGGUCAACGUGUUCUCUGUCUGCCCUUAACUUUAUUUAUUAAUGUCAACGUGUUCCUCUGUCGGCCCUUAACUUUAUUUAUUAAUGUCAACGUGUUCCUCUGUCUGCCCUUAACUUUAUUUAUUAAUGUCAACGUGUUCCUCUGUCGGCCCUUAACUUUAUUUAUUAAUGUCAACGUGUUCCUCUGUCUGCCCUUAACUUUAUUUAUUAAUGUCAACGUGUUCCUCUGUCUGCCCUUAACUUUAUUUAUUAAUGUCAACGUGUUCCUCUGUCUGCCCUUAACUUUAUUUAUUAAUGUCAACGUGUUCCUCUGUCUGCCCUUAACUUUAUUUAUUAAUGUCAACGUGUUCCUCUGUCGGCCCUUAACUUUAUUUCUCAAUUGCAUAUCGUUUUUAAUUUUCGUGUCAAGUAUAUAUCAUGUAAUCAGCUCAAGCUCUUCUUGGGAACUCUAAAUUCUAAAGGGACAUUUGCCAUCAUUCACAUAUCCUCAUUGUUGCAUUCAUUCAUUCAUUUAUCCAUGUGCUUUUUUUUAAGGAUUUGGUACUUAAAUCAAAAUAUGAUUCAUUAAAAGUGAAUCUACACUGGAAAAAAAUAAUAAUAAUUUAAUCCUGAUUCUUCCUACUCAUUUCAUUGAAGCUGUACUGUUAACAUUUGUUUACGUUAUUUUCACAGUUUAUUACCCAGUUACGGUAAGAUACCCAGCAGGCAAUGGAGAAAAAUGUAGUGAGUUAAGAUUAAAACAAGAAAACACCUACUGUACCUUAACAAUUAUUACCAUUAAUAUAUUUACACACAUUAAUAAUGUAGCUAAAAAAAAACAUAUGCAUUAUAAUCAUCAUUUACUAAAUAUGCCUGAAAGAUAUUCACUCAAAAUCAUGGUAAAUAGUUUGAUACCUUAACAACAACGAUCGGCACAAUGUUCUCAUUUGCGUGUAAUGCCGCACAUGUAAUAGUUCACAAUACUACAGUAUACUGUGAAACUGAUUGAUUAAUACAUUCAUUCAACUAGUCCGUGGCUUGAUUUAAGAUACUGAAAUCCAUUACUUCUCACCAGGCUUUUCUAUGCAAUAAUUAAUAUAUGCAAUUAUUUUUUUUAAAUUAGCUUUACCAUUUACAAAACAUUAUCAUGAAUCGGUUUGAACUUGUGAGCCAUCCAUUUUUUUUUUAAUUUAAGACAUCACAGAUCACAGUGCUCAUCUUUCCAAUGGUGGACAUACAUACCAACACACACGAGGCCUUCAGAUCUACACCCUUAAGCAUAAUGUAAACUAUUCACCCUCCUCCUAGGACCAUUGUUCUCCACACAUUUACAUUCAACUACAAACGGGCCAAGCUACAGUGGCUUUUCAUAUUGCAUAUUUAAGACUCUCUGCUCUCUGUAGCCCCACCUCUGGGACAUUGUUUAGCUAGCCUAAAGUGCUGUCACCAAGACCCAGAAAUAAAGACUACACUACUGCUACCACAGGAAGUAUGGCCUGCGACACAUCAUCAUGGAUGGGAGACUCGGACACAGUUUAAAUAAACACUGGUCGAGUGAGUUUUUGCAUUUAACUUUAAUGCCAAAUGUUAUUUUCCUCUACUUGGUUUUUAUUCCAAACCAAAUAAGUAUUUUGUUAACCUAUGAUCAUUGCCUUCCUGGUUCGGUUUUGAAUAUGAUGACGUAAGGGGAAAGAUGCCAGAAUACCUUUGCAACAGAUAUUAUGCACUGGUUCAGGAUAUUGUUUAGGUUUUGUUGUCGUAACUUUAGAUUGAUUCAGUUCUUUCCAUUGACUUCCCAGUGUGUGGAUAAAGUGCUUCCAUUUCUUUUUGUGGUAAUAUGAUGCUAUUCAAUUAACAAUAUUAUAUAUUUUGAUAUGAAACGUUUUCUCUGCUUCUUCAUCCCUGUUCUUUCUUCUUCUUCUUGAAAAGUGUGAUCCAUUACUUCAACAGGUCAUAGAUUUAACAUAGAUCCAUUACUUCAACAGGUCAUAGAUUUUCCGAAUGUGUUAAUGAUAGUUUGAGGUAGUUUGAUGUUUGAGGCUUGAUGGACUUGCACAAGAGAUUAUAACAAUAUUUUACAUUUCGGUCAAUUAUUUCUUAAAUUCUUAUUAUCUUCCAGUAAUUCAUAUUUACCUUCCAGUUGAGGCUGUAUUUGUCAAAAGAUGUGUGUGUGUUUUUAACAGACACAGUCCAUGUGGGUAAAUUGAUUUGAAGGUCUAUGUUUUUGCAUUAGUGUUAUUUCAUCACAGAAAAUUAACUUUUCUACAUGGGGUAUACUUAUGUAAUUUAUAAUGUUAUGCUUUACCCAAAACUAUGCAUUUAUAAAAGUUCAUUGUUAGAAUAGGGUUAAAACAUAAAGGGCCUUUUAAAAUAUCAGCACAGUAAUCAAUAUGUUUUGAAAGUGCUGAAUGAUUUGUUGAUAGAUACAGUAUUUAUUUGUUGGCUGUAAUACUUCAGUACAGAAUUUGACCAUGAAUCUUUCUUCAGUUUUGACUUCCUCAGACAAAACUAUCCAUUAAAUAAGAUGCUAUCCAAUGUUGAAUAUGCAACAAACUAGGAACUAGUCAUAUCAUGUACCUCCACUCAACCAUCAUGAUAUUCACUCAUCCAUUCAAUAGUUAUGGAUUGAACUCUAUGCCCUGACCAUGUGAAGGAUCACUGCACUUGGGACAAUGCUAUAUAGAUUUAUUGUAACCAAAUGCUUAUUAAGGUGCAUUAUUACUAGCGCCCUGUCCAGGGUGUGUACUUGUACAUCAAGCUGCCUCAUGCUACAGAAACAGGAGAUAGGCUCCAGGGUUGGGGUCAAUUCCAAUUUAAAUUGAAUUUUAAUUCAAUUCAGAAUCGAGCUGGAAUUAGAAUUGAAUACAUGGGAAAUGAAUAGGCAGAAAGAAUUGAAUUGGAAUUGAAUUUCUGGAAUUUACCCUGACCCUGAUAGGCUCCUGCCCUACGGGACAAGGGGCAGGGGCUCGGACAAGGCUUACUUUGUUUAUUAUGUUAUUCAAGAUGGAAAUGACACUUAAUGCUCUGAAUAGACAACUUCAACAAGGUCUAAUGUAUUCUAGAACACUGACACAUUCUACAACAAGAAUUGUAUGUUUAACUUAAUUGCUCAGCAGAUCAAUGUUCAAAGUAUGGAAGUGGUAGGAAUGUUCACUGAUGGAGAAACCCUCCAUUGAACAGAUAGGACUUCCUCCCCUUCAUAUCAACCUGACCUAUCAUAAUGCCAAAUAUUAUUGACAAUGAAGGAAGUUCAUAUAAUAUUUGGCAUAUAGGACAGUGCAAUAUGAACAUUUUAAAAGUAUGAAAUUCAACUAGCAUGUUAUGAUUUGUUAGUAAUUGCUGAUAACAACAGCUGUUUGAUUCUGUUUAUUGUCUUUUGAAUAUAUCAGAUGCCCUGGUUGUGGUGAUGCACUCACCACCCAGUGAUAGAGAUGGACACAAAUAACCAGUCAUGAACUGAACUGUACACAAAAAUAGAAACAUUUCUAUUUAUGUCUUUUUAUUCAUUUUUAGCACACAAGUUGGAAUGGCCUUAAUUUAGUUUUACUUGCUUAAAUAUUGUGUAUUGGCACAAAGUGCACAUCUUGAUUUGCUAAUUACAGUUAUGAUAAUAAUCCAAGAGUGCACUUCAGAAGAAGGAAAAAAGUUCAGCAAAUCCUUUUUUUUUAUUUGAUUAAAAUGUGAAAACACUGAAUAUUUUGCAUGAAUAUAAACACAAUGGCAGAUAUUUUUGGCUUGUACAAAAAUGUUAGCAAUUUGAAAGAAAAAAAAAGGAAUGUACAAUUUCUGCUGUAACUGUAUAUAACUAAAUAUUUAUUGAAAUAUGUCAUUAUAAGUAAUUCUAAUUACAAUUAAAGGUUUUCUGAACAAAAAUCUCUUUGACCUUUUUUUUUAAAGAA